UACAUAUAUCCGAGGUUUACUGUAUAUAUAUAUAUAUAUAUAUAUAUAUAACUGCCGUGUGUGGGACUUCCUUACGAUUCUGUACUCCUGUCUACUCUCUUCAGUGCUCUCCAUGUCCCACUUCUUCUUAGCUAACCUUUUUUGUUACAAGUGACAUGAGCAAUAACAAUAACGUUGUAUCUAAUCUAAUAAGCGGCUUAGAAAACAGGAUGGGAUGUUGACCAUGUUGACUAUCCUUGUAUUGUGCUAUCAUUCCGGAUCUGUUUACCAUGAUGUCAUCAAUGAAAAUAUAUCACAUGACUAACGGAGAGCGUACAGUCCAUCAACUGUGCUUACAGCGCCAAAAUCUCAACGUGUUCCAAAAGAUCUGUUAGCCACAGCAGAUUUUUACACUUCACUGAUUUCAAAAGGAGUGGGAUUUAUUGUGUGUGUGUGUGUGUGUGUGUGUGUGUGUGUGGGAGAGAGAGAGAGCGAUGUUGUGUGUGUGAGCUGAUGAAAGCAGGAAAUCCUCUGGAUGCUUCAGUGUGUUUUGUCACCGGUGACAGUGGUGCACAUCCAACCUGUCCAGAAGAUUGUGGAGCUUUCUUGUGUUUUGGAGCAUUCUCCAGCAGAGCCCAAUGAAGGACAAACAGCAGCUGGCGAAAAUGAACGGAAACUCAAGACGGGAGUAGUCUUUACAGUGGAUAAGUGGAUAUCAAACGCCGUUUCGCCGAGUUCAGGGUCCGAGUUAGGAUGCUGUGAUUCACCACCCGUGGACGUCCGACUCAGGCUCCUGGCCAAACAUGAUGAAGGUGGUGCGUUUGCAAGUGUUAGCGCUCGUGCUGUGCGUGUCAGCCAUCGAGGACUUUGACUGGACCAAGAAUGACAAAACGCCUUUCCACUAUGGGACCUUCCCAACAGGUUUUUCCUGGGGGGCUGGCAGUUCUGCUUAUCAGACGGAAGGAGCGUGGAAUGUGGACGGUAAAGGCAUGAGCAUUUGGGAUGCAUUUACCCAUAAAAAGGGGAAUAUAUUCCAGAAUGAAACCGGCGACUCCUCUUGUGACGGCUUCUACAAAUUCAAGGAUGAUAUUAACUUGAUGAAGGAGAUGAAGUUGAAUCAUUAUCGUUUCUCCUUAUCCUGGCCACGAAUUUUGCCAAGUGGACUGAAAGGUGAAUACAUCAAUGAAAAAGGAAUCAAAUAUUACAGUGAUCUUAUCAACAUGCUGCUGGACAAGAAGAUCACCCCCGUCGUUACUUUGUAUCACUGGGAUUUACCACAGGUCUUACAGGAGAAAUAUGGCGGCUGGCAGAAUGUCAGCAUGGUCAACCACUUCAAUGACUUUGCCAACUUGUGCUUCGAACGGUUUGGGAACCGAGUGAAGUAUUGGAUUACUUUCAGCAAUCCCUGGUCCAUUGCUGUGGAGGGAUAUGAAACUGGUAAACACGCACCGGGUUUGAGGCUGAAAGGAACAGGAGCUUAUACGGCUGCGCAUAACAUCAUAAAGGCUCAUGCCAAGGUUUGGCACACAUACGACAUCCAAUGGAGGAAGAAGCAGAACGGUCUGGUCGGGAUCUCCCUGACGGCUGACUGGGGUGAACCAGUGGACAUCAGCAACCAGAGAGACAUUGAAGCAGCCGACCGAUACAUCCAGUUUUAUUUGGGAUGGUUUGCCACACCCAUCUUCAAUGGAGACUACCCUCAGGUUAUGAAGGAUUACAUUGGCAAAAAAAGUGGCCAGCAGGGCCUCGGAGCUUCCCGGCUGCCUGUCUUCUCCGUGGAGGAGAAGACUUACAUCAAGGGUACCUGUGACUUCCUCGGCCUCGGACACUUCACGACCCGAUACGUCACUCAGAAAAAUUACCCGUCGAGCGUCGGGGACAGCUACUUUGCAGAUCGGGACCUUGCCGAGCUGGUCGACCCACGGUGGCCCGACCCUGGUUCCGAAUGGCUUUAUUCUGUGCCCUGGGGAUUCAGACGCUUGCUGAACUUUGUCAAGACUCAGUAUGCAAACCCAAUGAUCUACGUGACGGAAAACGGCGUAUCAGAGAAGAUACUGUGCACUGACCUCUGUGACGACUGGAGGAUGCAGUACUUCAAAGACUACACCAAUGAGCUCCUUAAAGCUAUACAGGAUGGUGUCAACGUGAAGGGCUACACCGCCUGGUCUCUCCUGGAUAACUUUGAGUGGGAUGAAGGCUACUCGGAGAGAUUUGGACUAUACUACGUGGACUUCAGGAGCAAAAAUAAACCGCGCUACCCAAAGGCGUCGGUUCAGUACUAUAAACACAUCAUAAGCUCCAAUGGCUUUCCGAAUCAGAGAGAGGUGGAAAGUUGGACGAGGACAGCCAGAGAGACGUGUUCCUCCAGUAACCAGCUCCUAGCAGCAGCUAGAAGAAAAUCCCAGGGGGGUCAGGAACAUUCAGGAAUGCAAAAGACUUGGCCAGUUCAUGAUGAAGUUUAGAUCCGCUGAUAGGCCACAUGGAGAUGGUCACAGAGAUUGUAGUUCCCACCGUGUGCACCCUGUGCAUCCUCCUGGGUGCGGUGUUCCUCAUGUUCCUGCUGCGGAGACGCUUCUGAGACUUAGACGCUGAGCCGUUCUCUUUUCACUCAACCUAUAUCUCCUCGUAGAAAAUAAAUCUGACAAGAAUCCUGUCAACACAAGGUGUCACCUACCUUGCAUGGUACGCAAGAAUGGGCUGAAGUUAUCACGUGGGUCUUGUGUGAUCUUGGAGAUGCUAACAUUUCAAAGUGUUGACAAGUAAAGAGAUACUCCGUUGUUGACUAUUUGGAAACUAUAAAACAUUAACACUGUGGAGUGUCGUGUUCUCUGUGUUGUUAAGCCAACCAAAAGCACUUUAGCUUAUUUACUAAAAUAUCACUGUGAAAUUAGGAGACGUUUAAAUACUAUAUAUUGUGCGGCGUACCACUGGGGUCAAUACUGGGACCAAAAUUGUUCAUCAUUUAGAAGAAAUUGCAUCGCUAAAAGAUGAUCAUAAAAGACUUAAAGCUAGUACCAUUUGCAGACAA
This is a messenger RNA of Doryrhamphus excisus (bluestripe pipefish), 3007 nucleotides long. RefSeq names its product lactase-like protein. Gene Ontology annotation, molecular function: hydrolase activity, hydrolyzing O-glycosyl compounds. Lineage: Eukaryota; Metazoa; Chordata; Actinopteri; Syngnathiformes; Syngnathidae. Gene Ontology annotation, biological process: carbohydrate metabolic process. The record is from RefSeq and is a predicted model, not a curated record.